AUGAUCCGACGAGUUUCUGCUGAACUGCGUCAUAAAGAGCAUAUUAUGUCAGCAUUAGCACUGACUUGUCGAUGGUUUAAAUGUCGAUCUUUGGCUGAGUUUGAUGACCUAUUUCUGGCAAGCUUUGUCGUUCGUUUGUUAGAAAAUAAUGUCAUCGCGAAGCAGCAAGAUCUCCUUACUGUGCUAAGAAAUAUAUUCUCAGCCAUUGUGAACUGGGAUACGUCCGCGGCAAUAGGAUUCCAACCGGAGGAUAUGGAUGAAGAUGUCCUAACAGCUCAUAUGACAGCUUUCGAUGUUGUGUUUCUGGAUAGUACAGGUUAUUGGAAUAUUGCUAGCGGUAUAUCAAAGGAUUCUUUACUGCUGGCGAAAGCGGACCUCAGCCGUUCUAUAGCAUCUCUUGGUGACCCUCUUGCAUUCGACACAUUGUUCUUAGAGCAACACAAUCUUUUUUCGUCAUUUGAUCACUACUUCAAAGUAGAUUUGAUCUCAGAAAGCAAAGAAGUUUUGCUUAAACUCCCAGAGUGUACUAUCGAUACUGUGGAUGAGAAUGAUCGCUUGCUCAAAUUUGUCAAAAAACUUAGCGAGGUAAUAAAUAAUUGCAUGGAUGAGCGAUUUGAGAAUUUGUACAUACAGCGGCUCUCGGACGUCAAGGAGCAAAAAACUUCACUGUUGCUUGGUUUUCGCAUCAAGAGAGGCUGGACAAAUCCUUUGACCAUGGGUCCCGUGGCAACUGAUCCGACUGCGAAAGGUGUGCUCUGUUAGCC
Molecule: messenger RNA, 764 nt
Organism: Cylicostephanus goldi
Lineage: Eukaryota; Metazoa; Nematoda; Chromadorea; Rhabditida; Strongylidae
Source: the annotation of a GenBank genome assembly